UUUCAGCUGAAUUGGGCCUCAAACAUGUCGCUAACUAUGCGAAUUUUCACAGCAUCGCGCAAUGGUCAGCGCAUGUUUGGCACCAACGGUGCCCGCUUGCUGGCCGCUAAGCGGACCGAGCCCAAAGACAUUGUUGAGGUGGCCAAGGGCUAUGUGUACGUGAACAACAAGGAGCUGAGCAUGGAGUUUGAGGACAUCACCGACCGAGCGGCGACAACGAUGUUCUUUGGCGAACUCUUCCGCGGCUUUGGCGUCACACUGGCCCACAUCUUCAAGGAGCCGGCCACCAUCAACUAUCCGUUCGAAAAGGGGCCGCUGAGUCCCCGCUUCCGUGGCGAGCACGCCCUGCGACGCUACCCCAGCGGCGAGGAGCGCUGCAUCGCAUGCAAGCUGUGCGAGGCCAUCUGCCCCGCCCAGGCCAUCACCAUUGAGGCCGAGGAGCGUGCCGAUGGCAGCAGACGUACAACGCGAUACGACAUCGACAUGACCAAGUGCAUCUACUGUGGUUUCUGUCAGGAGGCCUGCCCCGUGGAUGCCAUUGUCGAAGGACCCAAUUUCGAAUUCUCCACAGAGACGCACGAGGAGCUGCUGUACAACAAGGAGAAGCUGCUCUGCAACGGCGACAAGUGGGAGUCUGAGAUUGCGUCCAAUCUGCAGGCGGAUCAUCUCUAUCGUUAGUGUUCGCUGUACAUAUUAGAAUGUUUUGUUUAGAACGAUUUUCCAAUUAAAAUAUCGUUGCCGUGGCUGCGUCUCAAUAGAC
Messenger RNA from Drosophila guanche, 760 nucleotides. It is a transcript of the gene ND-23, whose product is annotated as NADH-ubiquinone oxidoreductase subunit 8. Gene Ontology annotation, cellular component: membrane. Gene Ontology annotation, biological process: mitochondrial electron transport, NADH to ubiquinone; mitochondrial respiratory chain complex I assembly. The coding region runs from base 25 to 678 and encodes 217 amino acids. The record is from RefSeq and is a predicted model, not a curated record. The transcript has 3 exons. NCBI's taxonomy places the organism in Eukaryota, Metazoa, Arthropoda, Insecta, Diptera, Drosophilidae. Gene Ontology annotation, molecular function: NADH dehydrogenase activity; 4 iron, 4 sulfur cluster binding.